GCGAAAACCCAUUCCAGCCUCUCUUCGGCAAUUGCAAUGUCAGCGCUGAAGGACUUACGAACAUGGCCGAACAGCUGGUCCUGGCAUCCGUCGGAACAGCCAUCGUGGUCCUUGUGGUUGCAAACCUGCUACAUCGCUGCAAGAUCACCUUCAUCCCGGAGUCGCUGAUCGCGGUGGCACUGGGAGGCGUGCUGAGCAUCGGCCUCUACAAGAGUGAAUGGGGCGGUCAGAGAAACUAUCUCAGCCAGCCAGUGGAAUAUGCCCUCUUCAGCUUGUCUCUGAAGCUUUACUGCUUGCCAAUUAUCAUCUUCGAGGCGGGAUGGUCGCUGCGACAGCGCGAUUUCUUCUCCCAGAUCGGAUACAUUUUACUGCUAGCCAUCGUUGGCACCAGCAUAUCUGUGGUAGUGGUGGGAAAACUCAUGCUGGCCACGUCACAGUACCACGGGAUCACCGAUCAGAGAACUGCGUUUGCCUUCGCAUCGCUGAUCUCAUCGACAGACCCGGUAGCUACCCUUUCCACGUUCGGCACUAUGAAUGUGGACCCCUUGCUGUUCAUCCUGGUCUUUGGAGAAUCCCAAAUCAACGAUGCUGUGGCCAUCACGCUCUUUGAGGCCAUCAACGCCGGUGAUGGCUCCACCAGCUUCGGUGAGCUUUGCUUGCAUGUGUUCGUCCUUUUCUUUGGUUCCCUGGGCCUGGGUAUCGCAUUUGCCGGCGUGUCGAUCAUGAUCAUGCGAGCGACCCGGUUGGGCCAUUCCGCUGCGGACGCCAUCCUUUUUCUGCUCUUCACUCCUUUUGCCAUGUACGCCUUGGCCGAGCAAUGCAAGAUGUCUGGCAUCAUCACAGUGCUUUUCGGUUCCAUCGUCUUUGGCGCCUAUGCGCCUCCGCAUCUGACACAGGAGGCAACCACGUUCGCGUCCUUCUUGCUGAAGCAAGCUGCCUCGGUAGGGGACUUGAUCGUCUUCCUGAAUUGCGGACUCCAGGUGGUCCAUGUCAGUCAGAGGGGGUUGGUUAUGGGCUGCUGGGUCAUGCUGAUCUGCCUGGUUGCACGCGCGGCGGCGGUCUUCCCCAUGUCCUGGAUCUGCAACUCAAUCAAGUGGUGCGUCAGCCAGCGUAUCGAGACGGAAAGACGCCACUUCAUCACCUGGAAGCAUCAGGUGAUGCUUUGGCAUUCGGGGCUGAGAGGUGGCAUCGGGUUAGUGCUGGCACUGGAGCUGGGUGAGUAUGUCGACCGGUCGCACCCGGGUGCAAAGCAUGAACUGGUGGAUGCUACCUUCGUCAUGAUUUGCGUCUAUCUGCUCGUUUUUGGCGGUUCUACAGGAUUCGUGCUGCAACUCGUGGGACUUCCUUGGGGCACGCAAGUUCCGGAGGACGCCAGCCUGUACGGUGCAUCCGACCAAGCCGGGAUGUUCUACCACUUGGGCAACAAGUUCCGAGCGAUCAUCCUCAAACCUCUUCUGGUGGGAAAGCAUCCGCACUGCGAGUCCGGCCUCGCGACGCACAACGUGGCGACGGAGGUCAUUCGAAAUGCCGUAGAACGAGAGAGCAGCACCUACUUCGGAGAUCGAAAGCGAAGCUCCAUGAUGGGCCUCGCACCCUCUGCUGUAGAGCGAUUUCAUUCCAUCUCGAUGUUCGGUUCGGUGGAUCCGGCGCAUGUGGAGGAGGUCGAGGAUGCGAUGUGCGAUUCCGCAAGUUCAAGCGAGGUUGACGCAGGCGCUGCGGCGAGCCAGCGCCGUCUCUCCGAGCUAUGCAGCCUGGGCGAGGACACCGAAGAGGACGACAGUGAUUCCUGUGAGGGAGAUGCCAAGGCCUGA
This is a messenger RNA of Symbiodinium sp. CCMP2456, 1811 nucleotides long. The record is from the annotation of a GenBank genome assembly. Lineage: Eukaryota; Dinophyceae; Suessiales; Symbiodiniaceae.